Molecule: messenger RNA, 2031 nt
Organism: Amborella trichopoda
Lineage: Eukaryota; Viridiplantae; Streptophyta; Magnoliopsida; Amborellales; Amborellaceae
Source: RefSeq, a predicted model, not a curated record
GUGAAAGAGAGGCAGAGAGAAUAAUAUAAAGAGAGAGAAUAAAGUGGGAGGGACAAAGUCCAGAGAAACCAGGGACAAAGCUGAACCCCCCAUGGAAGCCCCUUUCAACCUCCGAAAUGUCAAACAGGUCCUCGCUCACUCUCUCUCCAUCCUCACUGCAAACCGUUUCUGUCUCCUAUCCAUCUCUCUCCUCCUCUUCUCUUUCAGAGCCUCGCUCGAAACCCUAACCCUAACCCUAACCUCCUCCAUUGAGCACCAAACCCUAACUCUAGCCCACCCGCUCUUCCCUGCAGCUCCUCCGUUUUCCGGUGAUUCUAAGCCUCCGGAGAGUUUUUCCGCCCGCAGAAAAACCAGUUCGGGCAGGCGGCGCCUCGUCCACUUCAAAACCCUGGAUGAUGACUUCUUUGCAGAGGACCUGAUUGCUCGAAACCCUAACCCUAAUUUCCUGGUUCGAAUCUCUGCAACUCAAGGUUUGGGGCCUUUUAUGAACUCGUCUGGUUUGCUUAAUGGCUUCAAUGUUAAUGGUGGUGAUGGAGAUGUUGUGGCUGCUUUGAAAUCUGGGGCUUUGGUGGUAUUCAAGCAACCCGAAACCGCUGUGGAAUCUGGUUUUCAGGGAGAGAUUCAGCGAUUUUCAGGCGAUGGUUUUGUUUACGACCAGCAGCAAGUAAGGGCUUUUUUCUCUCUUUUGACCUCGAUGUCUAUUCUUUUUGGGUGCUUGAUUCUAGGGUUUUUCACUAUGAGUUCUUGUAUGAUUGGGGUCAUCUGUUACAUGGUAGUUAGUGUGCAUCUCAAUCGAAGGGUGUCAAUUACUAGGGUCUUCAGAAUAGGUCUUCAAUCUGGGCUUCAAAGAGUUACAGGGCUGGUGUUUUUCAGGUGGUCAGUUAGAGAAGUGUUGACCCAAUUCUUGUUUGUGGUUUUCUUUUCUGAAGUUAAAGAUCGAAGAGUGAUUUUUCGCCUGGUUUUGAGGCUUAAAUUGGUGCCUUUUUCAGUGAUUUCUCCAUGGAUAGAUAAGUUGGACUGGGACCAUGAAGUUUCUCUGAGAAUUCUAGGAUUUUUUGGUCUCUGGUUUUUGCUUGAGUCGAUCAUUUCUUUUGCUUACACAUUGGAUUGUUGGGUGGCAAUGUUAAACUCGUCAAAAAGUAUUCGCGAGGCCAUAAAGGAAGGCUACGAUUUGAUGCAAGUUAUGGUUCUCCAAGCAUUUGCAAUAAAGUGUUUAGAGAUUGUUUUUGGUGGGUUUCUAGUGAGACAAUUCUUCGCUAAACUUGGCUACGAUUGUUUCGCUCUGUAUUGCCAGUCAUUGGCUGAGACCUUUUUUCUUGUAGUUUGGCUGGUCUUUUUCUUUGCUGCGAAGUCUAAAGCCAGCCAGCUGCAGGGACAGAGUUUCGGUGAGAAUGAAUUGAGGAAUUACAUUGAUGAGCUUCGCUAAAAUCACCUCUAAGAAAUAGCGAGGUUGCAAGCAUUCAUUGGAUAUGUGAAAAUUUUCAUGACCCAUGUGCUCUGAUUCAAAUGAUUACAUUGAUGGGAUUUGCUAAGUUGCUCAUAUUUGCAGCAAGAAUGCAUGGAUUCCCUGAUUUCAUUAAUGGUUCAGGUGUUAAUUGACUGGAAUUGUAUUGAUGAGCUGUGCCAAAUUGCUGUGGUUUUGUAAAAGUGUGGAAUGGGGAGGGAGAGUGAGAGUUUAAAGGUAGCCCAGUGCCCUGGAAAUAGUUGAAGAUGUGUACCAUAAUGAGGCUUUUUUGGCAUAUGAUAGUCCUUUUUUGUGGGGAUUUUUUUUCCUCAUUUUGGGUGUACAUUGUCUGGGGUAGCUCUCAGCCUCGGUAACUAUCACUUGGAACCUUGUCAUACACCUGUAAAAUUAAAUCCGCGUUGUAUUUUGAACACAAAAGUUGUGUUUUGCUUUUUUGUGCGUUUCUUUCAUCAGAAUCCCUGGUAUAUUGUAAUGGGAAUACCAUUUUCAUGUAAUCUUUAACAUCCUGCAAGGAGCUGUAUAACAGUUUAAAGGAAGGUUAUGCUGAAGAGCUUGGCUUUAUAUUC